UCACAGAACCUAUGCCACCCGUCAAUCGAGCACCACGUAAUGAGUUAAUCGAGUGGUACAGCUCCAUUCCACCCAUCACAAGAGCUCUCUUGACUCUGAUGAUUGCAACAACAACAGCAUCAACUCUUGGUCUGAUUCAUCCGUCAUCACUCAUCCUUUACUGGCCUGGUGUGAAACAGAGAUUACAACUUUGGCGUCUCAUGAGUUGCUUUUUUGUAAAUAGACUCGAUUUAGGUUUUGCAUUCAACGUGUUCUUCUUGUACCGAAAUUCACUACAACUCGAGACUGAGGUAUUUCGAAACCAGCCUGCAGACUACAUUUUCUUUUACCUCGUUACCUCAGGUUUGCAGCUGGCUGCAGCUAGUUUUAUCAAUCUAUAUGUCUUGAGUGACGGUCUCCUGCUAUCAGCAGCCUAUCUCUGGUCUCAGCAUUAUCGUGACGUACCUGUGUCAUUCAUGUUUGGAAUUCGAUUCAAGGCAUAUUAUCUCCCUUGGGCUAUGAUUGCAAGUGAUUUUAUCAUGUCAGGAGGCGAGAUACCCAAGGCUUCGAUCGUUGGUCUAUUAUCAUCACAUAUUUAUCAUUAUUUAACUACAAUCUAUCCAAGCCAAGGCGGACGACGUUAUAUUCAAACACCCGAUUUCCUUCGCCGAAUCUUCCCUUCUCCUAAUCAACCAAGAAACAACCAUACGAACGUGUUUGGUAGACAUGCUUGGGGAAGAGGACGACGAUUGGAUAGCUAAUAAUAAAUGACUAUAUCAGCAUCUUUUUUUUAUUCUGUCAAACCGAAAAGCGUGUGAAAUCAUUAACUAAAUUAGUCUUCUUUGUAUUUUGGGCGGGCAGAAAAUAAAAUUUCUCAACAAUCAAAUCUUUUACCCACUAAACAAGGUUAUCUUCAAGUAUAACACAAUUUUAACUUAAAACUUGCAUCAGUUUAGUUGAAUUUAAGCGUGCUAUUAUUGUUCUCUGUUUGUUUGUUUGUCGCUCUUUAUUGUCAUACCUUCUCACACAUGUAGUAUAGUCUAGAACAGGUUUGAUGAUUUCCGAAACGCCCAAGCAAAUCUUUUUUAUAUUUUUA
Molecule: messenger RNA, 1075 nt
Organism: Rhizopus microsporus ATCC 52813
Lineage: Eukaryota; Fungi; Mucoromycota; Mucoromycetes; Mucorales; Rhizopodaceae
Product: derlin 1
Exons: 3
Coding region: 12-740 (242 amino acids)
Biological process (GO): endoplasmic reticulum unfolded protein response
Cellular component (GO): Hrd1p ubiquitin ligase ERAD-L complex; endoplasmic reticulum membrane
Molecular function (GO): misfolded protein binding; ubiquitin-specific protease binding
Source: RefSeq, a predicted model, not a curated record